CCACGCAACAAGAGCAAUGCGUAGUCUUCCAAUUUCACCCUACUCCGCCUCCAUAUUAUGCACCAAAAGUAAGCAUAAAUUUCCUUCCACAUUGAAGAAGCACCGAAACCCACAAAUCAGAGCUAUGAGAGCCGUCGUCCAAAGGGUAGCUUCCGCCAGCGUCGAGGUCGAUGGCCGCAUUGUGUCGGAAAUCGGACCUGGUCUCCUCGUUCUCGUCGGACUCCAUGAUUCAGACACCGAGUCCGAUGCCGAUUACAUUUGUAGAAAGGUUUUGAACAUGAGAUUGUUCACUAAUGAAAGCACUGGCAAAGGAUGGGACCAGAAUGUCAUGCAACGUGAUUAUGGAGUUUUGCUAGUGAGUCAAUUUACAUUGUAUGGAUUCUUGAAGGGUAACAAACCAGACUUCCAUGUUGCAAUGCCACCACAGAAAGCUAAGCCUUUCUAUGAGUCUUUAAUUGAGAAAUUCAGAAAAGCUUAUAAACCAGAUGCAGUAAAAGAUGGAAUAUUUGGAGCGAUGAUGAAGGUUAGUUUGGUCAACGAUGGACCAGUAACGAUGCAGUUGGAUUCAUCACAACUAUCGAAGAAUACAACUGGAGUGGCAGAAGAAUCCUAAAUUAGUGGAUUGAAUACACUAUCUUGUUGGCAAAUCUUUGUAGAAUUUGUCACAAUAGAUUUUUUUAGAUGGCUUCAUGGUUGUACACAAGUUUAAGUACAAACCAAAUCAAAAUCGAACUAAAUUCAAUAGACCAAAACUGUAAGCAGAACGAGACACUGACUCGAAUCAGUUUUUUUUAGGGGGGGGUUUAAGCUCCGGUGGCCUGCUCCUACCAAAGUCGCAAUUGCAAUGUUUGAUGACAAUAGAGCUAAGUGCAACCAAAUAAGUUCAA
Molecule: messenger RNA, 887 nt
Organism: Hibiscus syriacus
Lineage: Eukaryota; Viridiplantae; Streptophyta; Magnoliopsida; Malvales; Malvaceae
Product: D-aminoacyl-tRNA deacylase
Exons: 8
Coding region: 17-613 (198 amino acids)
Biological process (GO): tRNA metabolic process
Cellular component (GO): cytoplasm
Molecular function (GO): D-tyrosyl-tRNA(Tyr) deacylase activity
Source: RefSeq, a predicted model, not a curated record